Rasamsonia emersonii CBS 393.64 is the source of this 2226-nucleotide messenger RNA. Its product is annotated as catalase. The record is from RefSeq and is a predicted model, not a curated record. The transcript has 6 exons. The coding region runs from base 1 to 2226 and encodes 741 amino acids. NCBI's taxonomy places the organism in Eukaryota, Fungi, Ascomycota, Eurotiomycetes, Eurotiales, Trichocomaceae. Gene Ontology annotation, cellular component: cytosol. Gene Ontology annotation, biological process: response to oxidative stress; hydrogen peroxide catabolic process. Gene Ontology annotation, molecular function: catalase activity; heme binding.
AUGCGCGCUGUGCAACUUCUGCCCAGCCUCGCCGGCCUGAUUGGCGCUGCCUCUGCUGUCGGAUGUCCGUAUCUGACGGGCCAGCUCGAUGGCAGAGAGGUGCACAAUCCGCACGAGUUCCAGCGUCGACAGGAUUCCGGAGAUGCGGCAGCGUCCACGGAGCAGUUCCUGUCCCAGUUCUAUCUCAAUGACAACAACAGCUACAUGACCACCGAUGUUGGCGGCCCUAUCUCGGAUCAGAACAGUUUGAGGGCGGGAGAGCGCGGUCCAACCCUGCUGGAAGACUUCAUCUUCCGCCAGAAGAUCCAACACUUCGAUCACGAGCGGGUCCCAGAACGCGCUGUCCAUGCUCGAGGAGCGGGCGCCCACGGAACGUUCACUUCCUACGGAAACUGGUCCAACAUUACUGCGGCCUCCUUCCUCAGCGCAGAAGGGAAAGAGACCCCCGUGUUUGUGCGCUUCUCGACCGUGGCCGGAAGUCGAGGCAGUUCGGACACGGCGCGCGAUGUGCACGGGUUUGCCACCAGGUUCUACACUGACGAGGGCAACUUUGAUAUUGUGGGCAACAAUAUUCCAGUCUUCUUCAUCCAGGACGCCAUUCUCUUCCCUGACCUGAUCCAUGCCGUCAAACCCAGCCCCGAGAACGAGAUCCCCCAGGCAGCGACAGCUCAUGACUCGGCCUGGGACUUCUUCAGCCAGCAGCCCAGUGCGUUGCACACGGUCUUCUGGGCCAUGUCCGGCCACGGCAUCCCUCGCUCUUUUCGCCAUAUGGACGGCUUUGGCGUCCACACUUUCCGAUUUGUGACCGACGACGGAUCGUCCAAGCUGGUCAAGUUCCACUGGACCUCACUGCAGGGCCGGGCCGGCCUGGUCUGGGAGGAGGCGCAAGCGGCAGCUGGGAAGAACCUGGACUAUAUGCGCCAGGAUCUGUAUGACAACAUCGAAGCCGGUCGUUACCCCGAAUGGGAGCUGGGCGUGCAAAUUGUCGAUGAGGAGGAUCAGCUCAAGUUUGGAUUUGAUCUGCUGGAUCCAACCAAGAUCCUUCCUGUCGAAUAUGUCCCCAUCACGCCGCUUGGGAAGCUACAGCUUAACCGUAAUCCGCUCAACUAUUUCGCCGAGACGGAGCAAAUAAUGUUCCAACCCGGCCAUAUCGUGCGCGGAAUCGACUUCACCGAAGAUCCCCUUCUGCAGGGACGGCUCUUCUCCUAUCUCGACACGCAAUUGAACCGGAAUGGAGGCCCCAAUUUUGAGCAGCUCCCCAUCAACCGUCCUCGGGUGCCAUUCCAUAACAACAACCGUGACGGAGCCAGCCAAGCGUUUAUCCCCCUGAACAAGGCGGCCUAUAGCCCGAACACGCUCAACAACGGCAACCCCAAGCAGGCGAACCAGACCGUGGGCGAUGGCUUCUUCACCACUCCUGGACGCACAGCAAGUGGCCGGCUCUUGCGCGCUGUCAGUUCGACCUUUUCCGACGUCUGGUCACAGCCACGGCUGUUCUACAACUCGCUGGUGCCGGCAGAGCAGCAGUUCCUCAUCAACGCCAUCCGUUUCGAGAACUCCAACGUCAAGAGCGAGGUGGUCCGGAAGAAUGUCAUCACCCAGCUCAACCGUGUCGACAACGACCUCGCCCGCCGGGUUGCCCGGGCCAUUGGCGUUGAAGAGCCCGAGCCCGAUCCCACGUACUAUCACAACAACAAGACGGCCAACGUGGGUACCUUUGGCACGCCGCUCAAGCGGAUCGACGGUCUCAAAGUCGGUGUCCUUGCCACUGUUGGCGACCCAGACAGCAUCAGCCAGGGCCAGAGUCUCAGCGACACGCUCUCGGACUCUAAUGUCGUUGUCACCGUUGUUGCCGAGUCUUUCACGGACGGAGUCGAUGCGCUCUACACCAACUCGGACGCGACCAACUUCGACGCCGUUAUCGUGGCCGACGGUGCCGAAGGACUCUUCGCUCCGAGCAGCUUCACAGCCCAGCCGACGAACUCGUCCUCGACGGCAUCGCUUUAUCCUGCCGGUCGUCCGCUGCAGAUUCUGGUCGACGCCUUCCGAUUUGGCAAGCCGGUCGGCGCGCUGGGCAGCGGAUCUAAGGCGCUUGACGCAGCAGGUAUCUCGAAGAGCCGACCGGGUGUGUACGUUGCCAACUCGAUCAGCGAGGCGUUUACCGACGCUAUCGAGGAUGGUUUGCGGACGUUCAAGUUCCUCGACCGGUUUGCGCUGGAUGAGUAA